UCUCCCACUGCCGGUGGCUCGUGCGUGUUCGCGCUGUAGCACUCGGAUUUAUGCGUUAGCAUUUAAUCCGUCGAAAGACACCCAGGGCUUCAUCAUGUCUUACCCAAACGACGAAGAGGAGUAUGAGCCAUACAGCUACAGUGACUAUGAUCUUCAUACCGGUGAUCCCAAAGCGGAUCUGGCGUACGAGCGUCAGUACGAGCACCAGCAGACGUACCACGUCAUCCCAGAGGUGAUCAAGAACUUCCUGCAGUAUUUCCACAAGACCAUCUCAGACCUGAUCGACCAGAAGGUGUACGAGCUCCAGGCCAACCGCGUGUCCAGCGAAAGCAUCGAGCAGAAGAUCUACGAGAUCCAGGACGUCUAUGAGAACAGCUGGAAUAAGCUGACGGAUCGUUUCUUUAAGACGUCUCCAUGGCCAGAGGCAGAAGCUAUUGCCUCCUUGGUAGGAAACGCAGACGCUGUUUUCCUGAUCCUCUAUAAGGAGCUUUACUACCGACACAUUUAUGCCAAAGUCAGCGGUGGCCCGACGCUCGAUCAGAGAUUUGAAUCCUACUACAAUUAUUGUAACCUCUUCAACUACAUUCUCAAUGCGGAUGGUCCUGCACCACUGGAGCUCCCCAACCAGUGGCUCUGGGACAUUAUCGAUGAGUUCAUCUACCAAUUCCAAUCGUUCAGCCAGUACCGCUGCAAAACAGCCAAGAAGUCUGAGGAGGAGAUCGACUUCCUGAGGAACAACCCAAAGAUCUGGAACGUACACAGUGUGCUUAACGUGCUGCACUCGCUGGUGGAUAAGAGCAACAUCAACCGCCAGCUGGAGGUCUACACCAGCGGAGGUGAGGGCAGUGGGGCUGUCGGGACAAAUUCCACAGAGAUCAAUGGUCAAACUGGAGACCCAGAGAGCGUGGCUGGAGAAUAUGGCCGUCACUCUCUGUAUAAGAUGCUGGGCUACUUCAGCUUAGUGGGCUUGCUGAGGCUGCACUCCUUGCUGGGGGAUUACUACCAAGCCAUCAAGGUUCUCGAGAACAUCGAACUCAACAAGAAGAGCAUGUACUCGCGUGUACCCGAGUGCCAGAUCACCACCUAUUACUACGUGGGUUUCGCCUAUCUGAUGAUGCGCCGCUACCAGGAUGCCAUCCGCGUCUUCGCCAACAUCUUACUCUACAUCCAGAGGACCAGGAACAUGUUCCAGAGGUCAACCUACAAAUACGAGAUGAUUAACAAGCAGAAUGAGCAGAUGCAUGGCCUACUGGCCAUCGCGCUGACCAUGUACCCCAUGAGGAUCGACGAGAGCAUCCACACGCAGCUCCGAGAGAAAUACGGAGAUAAGAUGCUGCGCAUGCAGAAGGGAGACCUGCAGGUGUUCGAGGAGCUGUUCAGCUUCGCCUGUCCCAAGUUCCUGUCGCCCGUCGUCCCCAACUACGACAACGUGCACCCGAAUUACCAUAAAGAACCGUUCCAGCAGCAGCUCAAGGUGUUCGCUGAGGAAGUCCAGCAGCAGGCUCAGCUCUCCACCAUCCGCAGUUUCCUGAAGCUGUAUACCACCAUGCCCGUGGCCAAGCUGGCUGGAUUUCUGGACAUGUCCGAGCAGGAGUUCCGCAUUCAGCUGCUCGUGUUCAAGCACAAGAUGAAGAACCUGGUGUGGACCAGCGGCAUCUCUGCGCUGGACGGAGAGUUCCAGUCAGCCUCCGAGGUCGACUUCUACAUCGACAAGGACAUGAUCCACAUUGCAGACACGAAGGUGGCCCGCCGUUACGGAGACUUCUUUAUUCGGCAGAUCCACAAGUUUGAGGAACUGAAUCGCAACCUGAAGAAGAUGUCCACAUCUGGCACCUCUGGCUCCAGCAAUGCCACAUCGCGAUCAUAAGAGUGCUCACUGAAAUAUUAUUAUUAUUAUUAUUAUUUUUAUUUUAAUUUUUUUCGCACUGCAGCUUCAGCAGAAGAUGCAUUAACACAACUCUGACAUUUACUAAAAGAUGAGCAGUUUACCUUUUCUCACGGAUGGUGCAGAUAUGAAGUCUUUUAACUUACUUUCAUAUUUUCCAUCCUCCAGCAUCCGGUUUCCAACUUGUACACCUUUUAAGGCUUUUUUUUUUUUUGUGUUGCUGGGGAAAAAUAAACAAAGUUGAUGUGAUUAA
This is a messenger RNA of Ictalurus furcatus (blue catfish), 2138 nucleotides long. It is a transcript of the gene eif3s6ip, whose product is annotated as eukaryotic translation initiation factor 3, subunit 6 interacting protein. The transcript has 15 exons. The coding region runs from base 95 to 1867 and encodes 590 amino acids. Gene Ontology annotation, molecular function: protein binding; translation initiation factor activity. Gene Ontology annotation, cellular component: cytoplasm; eukaryotic translation initiation factor 3 complex. Lineage: Eukaryota; Metazoa; Chordata; Actinopteri; Siluriformes; Ictaluridae. The record is from RefSeq and is a predicted model, not a curated record. Gene Ontology annotation, biological process: translational initiation.